AAAAGUUCUGCAUGAAAACUGUUCCCAGGUCUGAAAGCUUCACUGAAUAAAUCCACUCUGUGCAUGGGUCGACUCCAGGACCCUCAGGUGGGUUUUUGAUCAUUAAUUUAAAGUUGUAUUUAAAGUAGUUAGUAUAUAGACAGCAUUUAAAGUUAUUUUAGUAUAACUAUACUAUUGUAGUAUAACUCUGAAUUUAUUUUAUUUUGGUGAAAUUAACAGUAAACUAUGUCAGUUAUAGCUGACAUUAAAUGUUCCUGGUGACUAGUUGUCAGAGCAGGUGUUUUAAAUUGGUUUUACAGUGUGACUGGAAAUGUAACACCAAACAGCAACUAACUGCUGGGAAAAAAUAUGUUUUUUAAAAUGUUAACAGUGAAGAAGAGAAGUUUCUGUAAGCUCCUUGUGUUUAUUGCAUCUGCAGAAAUGUAUAUAUUUUGUUAUUGCAGUUAGAUACUGUAUUUAUGCCUCAUUCAUCGGUGACGAAUCUAGUCACCAUGAGAACGUCCUGCAAAUUUUUUAAUUCCUGAUCCUUUGAUACUAAGUGAUAAAUAUUUCCGUCACAGGAAUAUAAUAACAAAAUAUUCAUAACAUAAAUAUUCACAUUGUACAAGAAACUUCCCAUCGCUUUACUCCCCAACCUGAUGGUUCAGACACAAACAGCAUCUGUUUGAAGUGAAAGAAAGUCACUUUGGUAAAAGAAUGAAUUAGAACAGAAGCAGUCGUUUACAUAUUUUUAAUGAAAAUAAACUUGACACACAUUUUUUAAUGCAGGUCUGUUUUUGGUCUGAAUGCUCGCAAAAAGAUGCAACAACGUUUAAUAGUUGACCCUCCUGUCAUGCUUUAUGUUACACGAAUUCUCUGUUUUCUUGAGUACAAAAUAAAAAUAAAAAUCAGCUUAAAUGUACUGAAGCACAAACACUCCUUUUGUUUUCAGAAAAUAAUUCUUGAAACAUGUUGAGUAGUAUAAGAAGCUGCUUAAACUGGCAGAUUUGUGCCCUUCUUUAAACAAAAAAGACAUAUUGGACUCAAAAAUGGACAAAAAUGACUUAAUAAGGUGCAGACAUACUGUAGUAAUAUCUCCAAAAAUACAACAUUAAUGCCGCUUUAAGUAACAACCAAGCCUAGUUUUACUGUAAAAUCAUCCACGAACUUGCAGAUAAAGGAAUGAAAACAACGUUAAUGUAGAGGGGAGGAGAGUACAGAGUGUGUGAUGUGUUUGGAGGAGGGACUCCAUCAUUUGGAGAAGUGAGAAGUUCCUGGUUUGCCAGUGAAGAAGAAAGAGAGGCAGCGUUAAACCAUCAGAGCCUCCGACAUGAAAGUUGGUCACACUUUGAUCUGCUUCUUCUUCCUCACACUGCGGGAUGGAAACACUGGUCUCAUCAAUGCAGAAAUCCCCGUCCAUACAGGAACUGAAGGAGGAAACAUCACAGUUGGAUGCUCCUUCUUUCUCUCUGGAAGCAGGAAGAUCUUCUGUAAGGAAGAAUGUGAAGGAAAAGACAUUCUCGUUGAAACAACUGGUGACAGAGCUCAGAGUGGCAGAUACAGCAUUGAAUAUGAAGGAGCUAUAUUGUCUUCUGAGCGUAUGUUUGUGAGCAUCACAAAGCUGACUAAGUCAGAUUCAGGAAGGUACAGAUGCAUUUUGGACAGAUGGAUUAAAGAUUCAUCCGAGGAGUUUGAGAUCAGAGUCACAGAUGCUCCGAUCACUUCUAAACCAAACUGGACUCUCCGACCUUUUUCAACAUCAGUCCCGUCAGCCUCCACACUGAAGACAACACAGAGUUUACGCUCCGGUUCAGGAAGCUCCACACCUUCAUCAGCCUCCACACUGAAGACAACACAGCCAACAGCUGCAGCCACAGCUGUGCUGACCUAUUUGGGUCUGAUUCUUGGCGUCAUGAUCGUCGUAUUUUUAGCGGCUGUGCUGAUAUUCUGCAGGAAGAGGGCCAGUAAACCCAAAGAACCUCCUGCAGAAUCUGAGUAUGCUACCGUCACAAAGCCCAACCGAGUGUAUGAGGAGAUCAGAGAGGAGGACAGACAGAGCAGAGCUCCUCCUGUAGAAAUAUCUACACUUUACACUUACGCCAAAUACACCAAACCAAAUGGAGUUGAACCCACAGACGACUACAGCUUAGCCACUGCAGCAAGUUCUCAGAAGAAAACUGAAGACGACUCGAGUAACCUCACCUCUUCUCAGGUGGAUUUUUCCAACCGUACAGCUGCCUCGCUCCACAGCGCCCCCUGUGGUGAUGCAGAUAACACCGUCUACUCUGUGCCUCGGGUAGAAGCGAGCUCGGGCGGCAGCCACGCCGAAGAUGCUUCACCUCCUCUGUACUCUACUGUUACUUUACAUCAGCUGUAGCUUCAUUUACUCUCUCAGGAGCCAACAGGUGAACACAAAGUGGUCUGAAUGAGUAACAUUCACACAAAAAACAGUUUUUUCCUGUGACAACCUGUGAGAAGUUACGUCCCUCUCAUUCAUAACUGUGCUGUCACAACGUUAGCUUCAAGUUAGAGCUACUUUUAUUACUUCUUCUUUAAGUUAAGAUUAUCUUAAAUAUUUUGGUUAAAGAUAUGAAAGUAUUAUGGCACAAGUUAUGUUACCAAAAGUAUUUGGGUUAUAAUUUGGGGUUCACGCUGUCUCAGUUACUCAGGAUAAUCCAUUGACUUCACUGUCAACAGUUAUGAGAAGUAUUUUCUACCGAAGUAUGACUACCAGCUGCUGUGUGAUUGUAAAGCGAUGUCGAUGGAAGCUUCUAACUUACAAGCCUGCAGUGAUGUCGUACAAUUUAUUUGCCUCCUUCUGCACUGAUAGCCGGUUAGCAGUCGCACUUUGGGGGGAAAAAAAGUUCUGCAUGAAAACUGUUCCCAGGUCUGAAAGCUUCACUGAAUAAAUCCACUCUGUGCAUGGGUCGACUCCAGGACCCUCAGGUGGGUUUUUGAUCAUUAAUUUAAAGUUGUAUUUAAAGUAGUUAGUAUAUAGACAGCAUUUAAAGUUAUUUUAGUAUAACUAUACUAUUGUAGUAUAACUCUGAAUUUAUUUUAUUUUGGUGAAAUUAACAGUAAACUAUGUCAGUUAUAGCUGACAUUAAAUGUUCCUGGUGACUAAUUGUCAGAGCAGGUGUUUUAAAUUGGUUUUACAGUGUGACUGGAAAUGUAACACCAAACAGCAACUAACUGCUGGGAAAAAUAUGUUUUUAAAAUGUUAACAGUGAAGAAGAGAAGUUUCUGUAAGCUCCUUGUGUUUAUUGCAUCUGCAGAAAUGUAUAUGUUUUGUUAUUGCAGUUAGAUACUGUAUUUAUGCCUCAUUCAUCGGUGACGAAUCUAGUCACCAUGAGAACGUCCUGCAAAUUUUUUAAUUCCUGAUCCUUUGAUACUAAGUGAUAAAUAUUUCCGUCACAGGAAUAUAAUAACAAAAUAUUCAUAACAUAAAUAUUCACAUUGUACAAGAAACUUCCCAUCGCUUUACUCCCCAACCUGAUGGUUCAGACACAAACAGCAUCUGUUUGAAGUGAAAGAAAGUCACUUUGGUAAAAGAAUGAAUUAGAACAGAAGCAGUCGUUUACAUAUUUUUAAUGAAAAUAAACUUGACACACAUUUUUUAAUGCAGGUCUGUUUUUGGUCUGAAUGCUCGCAAAAAGAUGCAACAACGUUUAAUAGUUGACCCUCCUGUCAUGCUUUAUGUUACACGAAUUCUCUGUUUUCUUGAGUACAAAAUAAAAAUAAAAAUCAGCUUAAAUGUA
Molecule: messenger RNA, 3737 nt
Organism: Siniperca chuatsi (mandarin fish)
Lineage: Eukaryota; Metazoa; Chordata; Actinopteri; Centrarchiformes; Sinipercidae
Exons: 7
Coding region: 1310-2356 (348 amino acids)
Source: RefSeq, a predicted model, not a curated record